AUGUAUCGGGUGAGCGCCAGACUGGUGCAGGUGGUCGCGUUCUUGGCAAUAGUCAUGGGAAGCCACACCUCUAUCCUGCAUGUCCUGAAGGGUUGCACCCACCGGCACUUCUGCCUCAAUGGCAAAGAGCACGAACUCUUGGAGGAGUGGCAGAAGUGGAACACUGAGUUCCUGCCUAACCCCAGGGCAACCAGCAUCACCCACACCUCAGAUGACUGCAAAGCUAGCACCGAUGGACCCCUGAGAAGCAGAUCCAUCUCCCCCUGGAGUUAUGAGUUGGACAGGGACUUGAACCGGCUUCCCCAGGACCUCUAUCACGCCAAGUGCAGUUGCUCACAUUGCGUCAGCCUCGAGACAGGCUCCGAAAUGGACCCCUUGGGCAACUCCGAGCCGCUCUACCACAAUCAGACUGUCUUCUACCGGCGACGCUGCCCCGGAGUGCAGGGCACCCCGCACAACUACUGCCUGGAGCCGCAGCUUUACCCUGUCUCCCUGGCCUGUGUGUGCGUGCGUCCACGCAUGGCAGCUUAG
Molecule: messenger RNA, 531 nt
Organism: Suncus etruscus (white-toothed pygmy shrew)
Lineage: Eukaryota; Metazoa; Chordata; Mammalia; Eulipotyphla; Soricidae
Gene: IL25
Product: interleukin 25
Exons: 3
Coding region: 1-531 (176 amino acids)
Cellular component (GO): extracellular region
Molecular function (GO): cytokine activity
Source: RefSeq, a predicted model, not a curated record